GCAAAGAAUGCAGUAGAACAUGUAUUGCGGGUUAUUGUACAGUGGAUGCCCUGGAGAGAGACCUUGCGACGGGCUUGAUGCUUGCUGUAUGAAGCACGACGCCUGUGUUCAAGCUAAGAACAAUGACUAUCUGAGUCAACAGUGCAGCCAAAGCUUCCUAAACUGCAUGACCAAUUUCCAGAGAGGAGGAGGGAGGAGUUUCAAGGGAAACAAAUGCCAAGUGGAUGACGUCAUUGAGGUAAUCUCUGUCCUCAUGGAGGCCGCUUUAGUCGCUGGAAGAGUUCUCCAUAAACCAUAGAUUUACCAUUUCUACUCUCUUUUUGUUUUAUUUCUCCUCCUUCC
Molecule: messenger RNA, 342 nt
Organism: Hibiscus syriacus
Lineage: Eukaryota; Viridiplantae; Streptophyta; Magnoliopsida; Malvales; Malvaceae
Product: phospholipase A2-alpha-like
Exons: 6
Coding region: 20-298 (92 amino acids)
Biological process (GO): phospholipid metabolic process; arachidonate secretion
Molecular function (GO): A2-type glycerophospholipase activity
Source: RefSeq, a predicted model, not a curated record